UUUACAGAACCUUUUGCCUCUUCCUUUAAGCAAAGGUGGUGACAGGCAUAGUAACUUCAUCUGAUUGAGGUUAAAUCUCAUGUCAUUCUCCUUUCCUAGAAACCAAAAAUGGGUAGUCAAAUUGGUAAUCUUUUCCCUGCUAUGGUGCUCAUGGCUCUAAUCUCUUUUCUUGUUUUCCAUCAAUCUUUCCUAGUAGCUGGUGAGGAAACAGGGAAGGCUCUAAUCGCAAAGACUUGCAACCAAACCGAGUAUCCUGAAGAAUGCAUCUCUGCAUUGGGGUCAGAUGGUGGUAGCCUCAGUGCCAACUUAACAGGACUAGGCAGGAUUGCAGUAGAGCAAUCUGCCUCUAAACUGAAUCACACCUUAUCCUAUGUUGAUUCUUUGGUCAAGAAUGAAACUGAUUAUCUAACCUGGGGUUUCCUUGCCUUCUGUCGAGAUUUGUACAAUACCGGUGUCAACCAAAUCCAAGAAGGUCUCCAGGCUUUUGAUCAGCUCAAGUAUGAUAAAACCUACCAAAGUGUUGAUGCUGUCAACAAAGCUGUCAUUGAUUGCAAUAAGCAAGGAUUGGGACUUUUAACCCAAGUUAACACGGCUUUGUUUAGGCUGACCAAGGAUGCAAUGAUGAUUGUGGAUCUCCUAUAUUAAGCUAACUAAAGUUAUAUAACGAGACUUAUGUUAAAAUUGUAUUAAUCUAAUAAAGUUAUAUAAUGAAAGUUAUAUUAAAGUUGCA
This is a messenger RNA of Theobroma cacao (cacao), 730 nucleotides long. Its product is annotated as cell wall / vacuolar inhibitor of fructosidase 2-like. Gene Ontology annotation, biological process: negative regulation of catalytic activity. Gene Ontology annotation, molecular function: pectinesterase inhibitor activity. NCBI's taxonomy places the organism in Eukaryota, Viridiplantae, Streptophyta, Magnoliopsida, Malvales, Malvaceae. The record is from RefSeq and is a predicted model, not a curated record.